Corythoichthys intestinalis (scribbled pipefish) is the source of this 4003-nucleotide messenger RNA. It is a transcript of the gene ddx11, whose product is annotated as DEAD/H (Asp-Glu-Ala-Asp/His) box helicase 11. Gene Ontology annotation, biological process: nucleobase-containing compound metabolic process; establishment of sister chromatid cohesion. Gene Ontology annotation, molecular function: DNA helicase activity; DNA binding; ATP binding. Bases 186 to 2879 code for a protein of 897 amino acids. Lineage: Eukaryota; Metazoa; Chordata; Actinopteri; Syngnathiformes; Syngnathidae. Gene Ontology annotation, cellular component: nucleus. The record is from RefSeq and is a predicted model, not a curated record. The transcript is spliced from 28 exons.
UGGCCAGGUUUGGUACCCUUUGCCCUCUGUUGGCGCGGGAGUUAAAACUACUCAAAUCUUUCCACUUCUGAGUAUCUUUCCAAUAUACCUAACAUAAAAAUAAUCAAUUUCGAGUAUGACAACCGCGGCUAGCUACAGUAUCACUACUUGACCUGAAGGGAUCGUAAACGUGACUGUUUGUCGUCAUGGAAAAUGGCAGAUCUGAAUUUCCAUUUCCUUACCAGCCGUACACUAUCCAGGAAGAUUUCAUGAGAUCCUUGUAUAAUGUACUGGACCAAGGCAAAAUUGGUAUCUUUGAGAGCCCCACUGGGACGGGUAAAUCUCUGAGUCUGAUAUGCGGAGCGCUGACCUGGCUAACAGACUUUGAGACUAAAAGAAAACAAGAGGCGGCCGCCUUGCUGCAAAAGGGUGAGACGUCACUUUCUUCACCCAUUACUGAGGCUUCUGGCCAGAGUUCAUCUGCAGAACCUGACUGGAUCACCAGUUUUGUGCAAAAAAAGGCUGAACGAGAUUUGGUGUCAAAGUUGAAGGAGGAUGAAAAUAAACGAAAGAAGCGAGAGGAGCGCUUGGAACUGAUUCGGAACAACGUUCAACUCAAGUAUGCAAUGAAAAGAAAGAACCCUGAGGAGGAUGAAGCAUUCAAGUUGCUCCAACUCUGUAAAGAGGAUCAAACUGAUGGGACGGCAAAUCAAGAUGACGAGGAUCUCAUUAUCGCUGAGUAUGAAAGCGAUGACGAGUCAAGGCCAAAAAACAGGUUCUGCAUAGCUGAAGAGGAAGAGGAUGAUGAACUAGUCGAAGAGCAUGUCACAAAGAUUUACUACUGCAGUCGCACACACUCACAGCUUACUCAGUUCGUUCACGAGGUCCAGAAGAGCCCGUUCAGCAAAGACAUCAGUCUGGUCACACUGGGUUCACGGCAGAAUCUUUGUGUAAAUGAGGAGGUCCGACAUCUGGGCAGCCUUCAGCGCAUCAACGACCGCUGCAUGGAGAUGCAGAAAAACAAACAAGACAAGCCGCAUCACGAAGAAGGCUCGAAAAGAAAGCGAGGCCCGGCGAAGAGCGUCUGUCCCUACAGCAAGGCUUCAGUACUGCAGCAGAUGAGGGACGAACUCCUGGGCAGCAUCCAUGACAUCGAGCAACUGGUGAAGCUGGGCAAGGAAAGGAAUUCGUGUCCUUACUAUGCUACACGCCUCGCUGUCCCGCAAGUGCAAUUGGUGGUGUUGCCUUAUCAGAUGGUGCUGCAUGAAGCCACAAGGCGGGCGGCAGGGAUUCAGCUGAAGAACCAGGUGGUGAUCAUAGAUGAAGCGCACAACCUUAGCGACACGCUCUCCUGCAUACACAGUGUUGAACUCGACGGUGCUCAGCUUUGCCGGGCCCAUUCACAACUAAGCCAGUAUGCUGAACGGUUCAGGAGCCGACUGAAAGCGAAGAAUGUGAUGUACAUAAAACAAGUUCUCUUUGUGAUUGAGGGGCUUGUGCGAGUGCUGGGAGGCAGGGUGGGCCAGAAUCCGCAGAGCCAAGCCACACAAGCAGCAACAGAGAUGCACACCAUCAACAACUUUCUCUUCAAAGCUCAAAUUGACAACAUCAACCUGUUUAAGCUGCACAGAUACUUUGAGAAGAGCAUGAUCAGUAGAAAACUGGGUGGUUUUGUGGAGAAGUAUGUGGGUUCAGGCGUGACUCCACACACUCCCAUUAACACAAACAAGGAGAACCGGCGCACGGAGGGUUUGAACCGCUACCUUCAGCACUUGCAAGGCAACCAGAGCACGGCACCAGCUCCUCUACACGGCCAACAGGGGCCCUCAGAAGCAGAAAACACACUAAGUGCAUCUCCUAUGAUGCAAAUUGAAGGCUUCUUCAUGGCUCUCACCAACAGCAAUACUGACGGAAGGGUGGUCAUACACAGACAAGGAAAUCUAUCAGAGAGCAGCGUCAAGUUCCUUCUGUUGAACCCGGCCGUUCAUUUCGCUCAGGUGUUGAAGGAGAGCAGGGCUGUUAUCAUUGCUGGAGGAACCAUGCAGCCAGUAUCAGACUUCAAACAGGAGCUGCUGUUUUCCGCAGGCGUGCAGGAAGAUCGCAUUGCUGAGUUUUCCUGCGGCCAUGUCAUUCCACCAGAGAACAUCCUCCCUAUUGUCCUGUGUAGCGGUCCAUCCGGUCAGGAGCUGGAAUUCACAUACCAAAACAGAGACUCUCCUCGCAUGAUGGAUGAGACGGGCCGCAUCCUCUCCAAUAUCUGCAACGUGGUGCCAGGCGGCAUGGUGUGCUUCUUCCCCUCGUACGAGUAUUUGAGGCGCAUCGUGGUACAUUGGGAGUCUGGUGGCAUUCUGACACGUCUUGCCACCAAGAAAAAGAUAUUCCAGGAGCCCAAAAAGGCCAACCAUGUGGAGCAAGUUCUUGGCGAGUUCUCCCGUUGCAUUCAGAAGUGCAGUCAGCAAGACGGUGGGACCCUAACGGGGGCAUUGCUGUUCUCCGUAGUGGGUGGAAAGAUGAGCGAGGGUAUCAAUUUCUCUGAUGACCUGGGCAGGUGUGUGGUGAUGGUAGGAAUGCCUUAUCCCAACAUCAAAUCACCAGAACUUCAGGAAAAGAUGUCCUAUCUGGACAAACACAUGACUCACAGUGGAGGGAAGAGCCCUGGUCAAGCACUGAUAGAAAACCUCUGCAUGAAGGCUGUCAAUCAGUCAAUAGGCAGAGCUAUCCGUCACCGUGGCGACUACUCCUCCAUCGUUCUGUGUGAUCGACGUUACUCCCGUGCCGCCACCCUUGGCAAACUUCCUGCGUGGAUCCAGAGUCGCACCAGUACUCACAAAAACUUCGGCUCAGCGUUCGCUGCGUUGCGGAAGUUCUUUGUGGAGAAGAAGCAAAAACUAGGGGGUUAACCCCUAACGGAUCCAAUGUGCUGUCAUUUUUAAAGUGUUGCGUGUUUUUCACAGCCAGAAAUUCCAGCAGCGCUUUCAAUGUUGAGUUGAUAAUGUCACUGUGGUGCUAAUUUUUUGCAAGUGACGAUAAUUGGCUGCCAUUGACUGCUGUCGAUUGAUCGCUGCCACCCUCCCAAAUGGGAUCAGAAGACUAUCGACGUCAUUGGCAGUAAAACAUUGCCUGUGGUCAUCAAUGGGGACACACUUAUUCAAUCCUGUUAUGUCAGUUCUCUAUUUUUACUUCCACCACUCUAAAAGCUUUAACGUGUUUUCCAAUUGAGUUGCACAGGUUAUAGGUCACAUUAGUGGUGGAAAAAGUUUUUCAAUUAUUUAUCUUGGUCUCAUUUUCUGAUACCACAAGCUAGUUUCUGAAUGGGGUGUGUAGUUUUCGCAUCCACUGAGUCUGCAACAUUGUUGGAACGUUUCUAAAUGCUGCGUGUCCAGCUGAAUUAUUCAAGCAGCUACAAUGCUGCAUGGCUUUCAUUUGCCACAUUAAAUAUUUACACGCAUCGUUAUGUAAUGCAAACAUUGGUUUAUUGAAGAGAAAAACAUGCAAGAAAAAUGCGUCUUGAACAAGCAUUGUAACUCCUGGUGAAAUUCAUGAACUUUUUACAUUACAUACAGCAUUUUACAAUCAAAUUCUAAGUAAUACUUCCGGUUUGGUACAAUCUAGUCAUAAAGACAUAUCAAAUGCUUCAUUCAUUUAUAAUAUAUAUCAACAGAAUUCAGAACAGAAAUCAAAUUCUUGGAAUUUUUUGGAAACCUUUCAUGGCAUUAACACAUCAAUUUUUUUUCGAGUUAUUGAAUUUAACCUUUGAAAACCCAAUUUUGGCGCAUAGUAAAGACUGUAAAUUAAAAAAAAGUGUUCUCCAGGGUUAAAUUCAGUGGGGUGAAGGUCCUGAUGGAUUUCAUGGAAGUACAUUUAAUAUCGCUGCUAUUCCUGCUUUAAUGUUUUUUGUUCUUCAUCGAAAACAUUGAAUGUUCAAUAAAAUAUUUAAAAAUGAAUAGCUCUGAGGUUCUUACAAAUCAGUGUUAAACUGUCAUCCUUUUGUAUUGUUUUUGCUUAUGACAAAUCAAAACUCAAU